UUUUGACAACACUAUCCUUUGUUGUUCUCGUAUUUUGUGUAGGAAAUAUUUUGAAAAUUAAAAAGAAUGAUAAAUUUAUUUACCUGAUUAUUUGAUUCUUUUAAUUAGAACUUUAUUGUAUUAAAAAAUGUCUUCCAGAUAAAUUGAUAAAUAAAUUUUCUACAAUAAAUUUCUUCAAUUUAUUGAUUAAAUAAUUUUCAAAUAAACCAAUGAAAGGAACAAAAAAACGGAGAAAUGAAAAAUAUAUUGUUAUUCGCGAUAAUUCAAUUAGUGUUGGUUUUAGCUAGUAAUUCAUUACUAGUAACUGGACCUAUGUUACCACCAAUUAUUGAUGAAACAGCAACUUAUAAUCAUACAUAUAAAGAAUCUUUGAAUUCAACUAUUGAAUAUAUAUUUGUUUACAAAUCAAAUAAUGACACAUUGGAAGGAGCUCGCAUUACAGUUGAAAGUAAUGCAACGACUGAUUUUCCAUUAAUUGUAGUUGUUAAACAAAAAAGUGGAAUUUUGUCAUGGCAAAUUCCUCUUUUAGAUUAUAAAACAACUAGUCGUACUUUAUGUUCUUUAAAAACAAAUUCAACAAGUGAAGAAGAAUUUGUUACCGUUAGUCUUUCGACUUCAAGUCCGGAAAAUAUAACAUUUUCAUUGACAUUAGUUUCUGUGACAGAUUUUCGAAUUAAAGACAAAGAGCAAAGAAAUAAUAUAACAGUUUCACCGUCAGAACCAAUUUAUUAUUUUUAUUAUCCUGAUGAAGAAAGAAAAAAUAAGUCUGUCAUUGUUCAUAUAACAUCGGAAAGCGAGAUUUGCAUGACUUUUUCAAUUCAAAAUACAUCGUGUCCAGUAUUUGAUUUGGAGAGAAAUAUUCAAUUUUCCGGAUUCUGGCAGACUGUCAGUAAACAAGGUGGAAUUACUGUUCCCAAUGAAGACUAUCCACUUGGUUUUUUUAUAGUAUUAGUAGUGAAAGGUGAUGAUCAGGAUUGUACUGGCGUUCAAGGUAUAAUUACACCGAGGAAAAAAAUUAUUAACUUGACAAUAACGCCUAGUGUAUCAAAAUGGGAUUACUAUGUUGCGUCUUUUAUAGUCGCUGGUAUUGGUGCUGGCUUUUUUUUAAUUUAUUUUUUAGGGUCAAUUUUUUAUAAAAUUAGAGAAGGUCGAGCCAUACAAGAUGAACAAUCGCUAAAUGAUCAACAUGAAGAUUUACCUAAUCUUUAUCUUCCAAGUCCUUCCGCUGUAGACGAGAUAGAUCCUAAUCAAUGGAGCGUUCAAGAGGAUUCAUCGCUCGAUGAAGAUGAUAUUGAUUUAAUGGAAGAUGCUCUCUCCGAUAAGGAAGUAGUACGAACGAAACUUGUUCUUUCCGUUUGUGAUUUAGCACGAAAAGAACCAAAAAUUCUAAGACAUAAAUCACGUCUUUAUAUAUAUUAUCUUAUAACAAUUGCAACUUUUUACACAUUACCAGUUAUUCAAUUGGUAAUAACCGAUCAACAUGUGCUACAUGUAACGGGAAAUCAAGAUCUUUGUUAUUAUAAUUUUCUUUGUUCACAUCCAUUGGGUUUUCUUUCGGAUUUCAAUCAUGUUUAUUCGAAUUUUGGUUAUGUUCUACUUGGACUUUUAUUUAUUUUUUUAACAUACUGGAGAUCAAAGGGCAAUGAGGAUGAGACAAAAUGUAAAAGUUAUGGAAUUCCACAACAUUAUGGAUUAUUUUAUGCAAUGGGAAUUGCAUUAAUGAUGGAAGGUGUACUUUCUGGAAGUUAUCAUGUUUGUCCUAAUCAUAGUAAUUUUCAAUUUGAUACUAGUUUUAUGUAUAUAAUAUCAGUUCUUUGUAUGGUAAAAAUUUAUCAUAAUCGACAUCCUGAUAUAAAUGCAAGAGCGCCGAUAACUUUUGGUGUAUUGGCACUAACAAUAUUAUUGGGACUUGUUGGUGUUCUCGAUGGUUCACUAAUAUUUUGGAUUAUUUUUACAAUUAUUCAUUUAAUGGUUUGUUUGAUUCUCACUGCUCAAGUUUAUUAUAUGGGAAGAUGGAAACUCGAUGGAGGAGUUUUUCGUAGAGUUUUAAUGACAAUGAAACAUGAUGCUCGAGCAGGUGUGAGAUAUUUAGUGAAACCGGUUUAUCCUGCUCGGCUGUUAAUUCUUAUAAUGGCAAAUUUGGCUAAUAUUGGUUUAGCAAUUUUUGGUAAUAUGCAUCAUGAGAAGGAUUUUGCUACUUAUUUACUUGCAGUCCUAAUGUCGAAUCUUAUUUUAUAUACAUUUUUCUAUAUUGCCAUGAAGUUGUGUUAUAAAGAAAGGAUUCUCAUUCAACCAUUAAUUUAUAUUAUCCUCUCUUUUAUAACUUGGUCAGCUGCUCUUUAUUAUUUCAUAAACAAAACAAUAUCUUGGGCACUCACACCAGCGCAGUCGCGAAUAUAUAAUAGACCUUGUAUUCUUUUUAAUUUUUUCGAUGGACACGAUGUUUGGCAUUUUUUAUCGGCUUUAGCCAUGUUUUUCUCGUUUAUGGUCUUAUUGACUCUAGACGAUGAUCUCGUCGAUGUUCAUCGUAGUCAGAUUCCUGUUUUUUAAUACAGAAAAUUAGUGAGUUUCUGUAGAAUUUUUUUUUUUUUUUAUAUUUUCUACGCCACUGUGAUUAUAAAUUUAGUGUAUUUUUGGAUUAAUGUUCUCAUUUAAAAUCGAAUUAAUUUUUACACAAUUAAUAUUGUGAAUUUUUUUUUAAAUGAGAUCACUCCAAGAUACAAUAUAUCCAAAGUGUAUAAGAAAAAUUAAAAAAAAGUAAAUCAUUGAUAAAUAUUAUUUUACAAUGAUUUACUCUAUGGACUGAUCUUAUACAUAUAUAUAGAAAGAAUGUUGUGAUUUAAAUUUUUCGCUAAAUCUAAUUACAUCAUUCAUAUCUUUAUAAUAUUAAGUCAUUUUUAAAAAUGAUUAAUAAUAAUUAAAUAUAAAAAUUAUUUAUCAAAAUCAUUUUGUUAUUCAAAUUUUGAAAAUUUUCUCUUCUAAAGUAUUUACGAAAAAUUUUAUUGUACAUAUUAUUAGAAUAAUAGUAUCAAGUAUCUCAUCAUUUUUAUCCUUGAGAGAUAUAUUAUGAAUUAAAAAGCAAUAUUAAUAAAGAAAUUGUUAUUGUUUUUUAUUAUCGAAAACAAUGCAACUAUAGACGUAAGUUUUGUGAAUAUAAUGAAAGAGUACUAAUUGCUUUUGGUACUUAUUUAAAAGAACAAAAAUAUUUAUUGGGUUAGUCAGUUAACAAUAAGCUUUACUGUCAGUGUCGUUAUUUUUUAUAUGCAGUCUUAAUUUUUAUUUUGAAAAAAAUCAAUUUUGAAGUUGAUUUAAGUUUAUUAAAAAAAAAAAAUUGUUAAAUAAGUUCUCUUUUGUGAUAACAUAAUUCAUUUAAAAAAAAUUGUGAAUAUUAUAACAAUUGGAUGAUAAAAAUAAGGUAGAAGUAAUUGUUUAAAAUUAUACCACCUUUAAUUUAUAUGCUUAAUAAAU
This is a messenger RNA of Leptopilina boulardi, 3468 nucleotides long. RefSeq names its product SID1 transmembrane family member 1-like. The coding region runs from base 235 to 2550 and encodes 771 amino acids. Gene Ontology annotation, cellular component: membrane. Lineage: Eukaryota; Metazoa; Arthropoda; Insecta; Hymenoptera; Figitidae. The record is from RefSeq and is a predicted model, not a curated record. The transcript is spliced from 10 exons.